This is a messenger RNA of Cygnus olor (mute swan), 1234 nucleotides long. RefSeq names its product deoxyhypusine hydroxylase (gene DOHH). Lineage: Eukaryota; Metazoa; Chordata; Aves; Anseriformes; Anatidae. The transcript has 5 exons. Gene Ontology annotation, biological process: peptidyl-hypusine biosynthetic process. The coding region runs from base 204 to 1103 and encodes 299 amino acids. The record is from RefSeq and is a predicted model, not a curated record. Gene Ontology annotation, molecular function: deoxyhypusine monooxygenase activity.
GGGGCGGGGCGGGGGGGGAGGCUGCGCCGUGCGCGCGCGCGCUGGGGGCGGGCCCGGCUCCCCCUGCGCGUGAACCGCCGGGUGGGAGCGGCCGAGCGCGGUCACGUGGGGCGCAGCAUGGCGGCGCGCGGAGCCCGCAGAGCGUGACCGGGAGAGACCGGAGGAGCGUGACCGGAGCAGCGACCGACCGGGAGCCCCCCGCCAUGGUGACCGAGGAGCAGGUCUCCGCCAUCGGCCGCACGCUGCUGGACGCGGCGCAGCCGCUGCCCGCCCGGUUCCGCGCCCUCUUCACCCUGCGCAACCUGGGCGGCCCCGCGGCCGUGGCCUGCAUCGGCCGGGCCUUCGGGGACGGCUCGGCGCUGCUCAAGCACGAGCUGGCCUACUGCCUGGGCCAGAUGCGGGACGAAGCCGCCAUCCCCGUGCUGCUCGGCGUGCUGCGGGACACCUGCCAGGAGCCCAUGGUCCGGCACGAGGCGGGUGAAGCCCUGGGCGCCAUUGGGAACCCCGAGGUGCUGGACGUCCUGAAGCAGUACUCGGAGGACCCCGUGGUUGAGGUGGCGGAGACGUGCCAGCUGGCCGUCAAGAGGCUGGAGUGGCUGCGGGAGCACGGGGAGGAGCCGGGCGCCAGCCCCUACCAGUCGGUGGAUCCCGCUCCCCCUGCCGAGGAGACGGACGUGGCCAAGCUGCGCGAAGCCCUCCUGGAUGAGGGGCGCCCGCUCUUCGACCGCUACCGGGCCAUGUUCGCCCUGCGGAACCUGGGCGGCCGGGACGCCGUGCUGGCGCUGGCUGACGGGCUCCAGGCCGGCAGCGCCCUCUUCCGCCACGAGAUCGGCUACGUGCUGGGCCAGAUGCAGGACGAGGCGUGCGUGCCGCAGCUGACGGCCGCGCUGCGCAGCCGCGCCGAGAGCCCCAUGGUGCGGCACGAGUGCGCCGAGGCCCUGGGCGCCAUCGCCCGCCCCUCCUGCCUGGAGACCCUGCGCGCCUUCGCCCGGGACGAGGAGCGGGUGGUGCGGGAGAGCUGCGAGGUGGCGCUGGACAUGUACGAGUACGAGAACGGCUCCCAGUUCCAGUACGCCGACGGGCUCUGCAAGCUGCAGGCCUGAGCCCGGCCGGGCGCGCCGCCGCCUUCCCCCGGGCGCGCUUCCCCGUCUGCCGGCACGGCUCCGUGCCCGGCCGGCGGAGGCGGAACUGGAUUUGCUCUCUGGCACCAUUACAGCUGCCUUCUGCAUCCAAA